CGUUCUCUACCGACACAUCACUACUUGAAACAGACGGCGGAUCAAGAUGGCGGCUUUCGGCACGGAGCGCUGGCUGAAUGAGUUACCAAACCACGCUAUCUUCCAAAAGAUACGAGGGAAGUUGGAUUUGGAGCCCACCUCAAAUGAAAGAGGGGUCGCUAAGAACCUGACCUUCUGUCUGGGUGGGGACCUGUUCGUGUGGGACGACGUGGACCGCGUGUUUUACACCACCAACCUGCGGCAGCUGAACACGGAGGAGAGUCGCAGCAGCAGCGGGAACCACCACCAGACCCUGCUCUGCAUCAACCCGCCUCUCUUCUCUCUGGGCCAGGUGCUGCUCAGCCCGACCCAGCACCACGUCGCUCUCAUCGGGCAGCGGGGCGUGUCGGUGCUGGAGCUGCCUCAGCGGUGGGGCAAGAGGUCGGAGUUCGAGGGCGGCCGGAGAGAAGUCAACUGUAAGACCAUCCCGGUGGCGGAGCGCUUCUUCACCAGCUCCCCGUCGGUCACUCUGCGGCAGGCCGCCUGGUACCCCAGCGAGACCGACGAGCCACACCUGGUGCUGCUCACAUCCGACAACACCAUCCGGUUCUACGGCUUGAAGUCGCCCCAGACGCCCGCCAAAGUCCUCUCAGUGUCCCAGUCGGAGGAUGACAGCAGCGGCCAUCCUCCGGUCCGCUCCUACGCAGCCUCUCUGGGAGAGAUCGCAGUGGCGUUUGACUUCGGGCCCAUUUCAUCCCCCCAUCGGCAUCUGGGCGCCAAAGAGCAGCUGGUCUACCCGCUGUACGUCCUCUACGAGAACGGUGAGACCUACGUGAGCUACACGAGACAGGCAAACGGUGUGAGUGCCACUAAACCCGCUGGACCUCUCCCCAUGUACCCUGCAGCAGAGGACAACUACGGCUACGAUGCCUGUGCCAUCCUCUGCCUGCCAUGUGUGCCCAGCAUCCUGGUCAUCGCCACAGAGACAGGCACCCUGUAUCACUGCGUGGUGCUGGAGUCUGAAGAAGAGGAGGAGACAGUAGGAGCAGUGGAGAAGUGGAUCCGAGGAACAGAGGCUGUGCCGGCUCUCUACGUGUUUGAGUGUGUUGAGCUGGAGCUCACCCUCAAAGUAGCCACAGGAGAGGACGAGGAGCCUCAAGAGUUUGAUUUCACCUGCCCCAUCAGACUGCACAGAGACCCCCUGUGCCAGCACCGGUAUCACUGCACCCACGAAGCAGGAGUGCACAGUGUGGGGCUGAUCUGGGUCAACAAGCUACAGAAGUUCCUCCUGUCAGGCGAGGAGGAUAGGGACAAUCUGCAGGAGCUGGCUGCUGAGAAGCGUUGUAUUGUAGAGCACAUUCUCUGCACCAGACCGCUCCAAACUAGUCAGUCAGCUCCAGUUCGUGGCUUCUUGAUUGUGUCUGACCUCUCCUUGGGCGCCACCAUGAUCUGCAUCACCAGCACCUACGAGUGCAUCCUGUUGCCCCUGCUGAGCUCCAUUCGGCCCCCAUCCCCUCCUCUGCUCUGUUCACAUCCAGGUCCAGGUUCCGGUAGCUCCCCUCUGCGUGGGCUGGCGGACGACUCUUUCGAGCAGCACAUCCGCAACAUCCUGGCACGCAGCUCCACCAAUCCUCUCGUUCUCAAGGCCGGAGACAAGGACACGUCACCGCCACCUCCAGAGUGUCUGCAGCUCCUCAGCAGAGCUACGCAGGUCUUCCGCGAGGAGUACAUCCUCAAGCAGGACAUGGCCUGCGAAGAGAUGCAGAGAAGGGUGAAACUCCUGACGAGCCAGAAGAACAAGCAGCUGGAAGAGAUGACUCUGUGCAGGGAGGAGAGGAAGAGCCUGAGAGAGGCAGCGGAGAGGUUGGCCGAUAAGUACGAAGACGCCAAGUAUCGCCAGGAAACCAUCAUGAACGGGGUGAAAAAGGUGCUGGGCAGCCUGCAGAGCCAACUACCCAUACUGUCAAACAGCGAGAAGGAUAUGAAGAAGGAACUGCAGGCCAUCAGCGAUCAGCUCAGACACCUGGACAACUGCAUCAAACAGGUGAACAUGAAGAUGGACUACCAGAAGACACAAGUGGACAAGGAUGCGCCCGCAGCCAGGACGACCGUCUCGCUCAACGUCCAGCAGAAGAAGGUCGUUCAGGAUGUCCUCAGAGAACAGGGACAGCAAAUCGGUGACAUGAUGAAACAAAUCAAAGACAUCAAAAACCAUUUCAGUUUCUAAGCGCUGCAGAAAACAGUAAAAAAUGUAUCGCAAACAAUUGAGGGGAAAUAAUUCAAAUGCUCUUUUGACUACAGUGUAAAUCUGCCUUUUUGUGACAUUUGAAGGGAAGCCUGAUUGAGUGCUUUAGUCAGAUGUUAAUGUGCCAUGUGUGUUUUGAAUUGAAAGCUAUUUUAUAUACACUGAUAUAACUUUACCUUUGAUACUACAUGUUUGUCUCUCAAUAGGCAUACGAUGGGUUUGCUUUCAUGUUUAGCAUAACAUUUUGCAUAUUUCAGCGUUUCCUCAAUUUCAAUGUUUCAGUCGGAGCAGAAUGUCAUGUAUAGGCAGGAACGACGGGAAAUAUUGUGAGCUUUUCAACAUGGUUUGCUCACUUUUGGGAUUUAUAAUAAAAUUGAAAGUUCUCUGUAA
This is a messenger RNA of Sebastes umbrosus (honeycomb rockfish), 2614 nucleotides long. It is a transcript of the gene nup88, whose product is annotated as nucleoporin 88. Bases 47 to 2206 code for a protein of 719 amino acids. Gene Ontology annotation, molecular function: structural constituent of nuclear pore. The transcript has a single exon. Gene Ontology annotation, cellular component: nuclear pore. The record is from RefSeq and is a predicted model, not a curated record. NCBI's taxonomy places the organism in Eukaryota, Metazoa, Chordata, Actinopteri, Perciformes, Sebastidae. Gene Ontology annotation, biological process: ribosomal small subunit export from nucleus; mRNA export from nucleus; ribosomal large subunit export from nucleus.